This is a messenger RNA of Arabidopsis thaliana (thale cress), 1811 nucleotides long. It is a transcript of the gene SPP1, whose product is annotated as sucrose-phosphatase 1. Gene Ontology annotation, biological process: sucrose biosynthetic process. The record is from RefSeq and is marked reviewed. NCBI's taxonomy places the organism in Eukaryota, Viridiplantae, Streptophyta, Magnoliopsida, Brassicales, Brassicaceae. Gene Ontology annotation, molecular function: magnesium ion binding; sucrose-phosphate phosphatase activity; catalytic activity. The transcript has 8 exons. The coding region runs from base 283 to 1557 and encodes 424 amino acids.
UUCUUCCCCCGCUCUGCUCGCUGCGUUAGCACUCUUGCUCUCUCAAAUUCAUUCUCAUCACAAACCAAUUCUUGCUUUCGCAUUCCUCAGGUUUUUCUCAAUCUCAAAUACCCUUUACCUCUAGAUCUUAUCGUCAAAGUUUCCUCCUUUUACGAAUCCAAAUCUGCUGUGAUCUUUAGGUCAAAGGAACCCAUUUUUUGAAUCGUUUCCUUCGAUUUGAUAUUAAAAAAAACUUAUCUUUAUGACUCCAAUGAUCUAAAGUUUAUCUAAUCUUAGAUUGUAAUGAUGGAGCGGUUAACAUCUCCUCCUCGUCUAAUGAUAGUCUCCGAUCUUGACGAAACCAUGGUUGAUCAUCAUAAAGAUCCUGAGAAUCUAGCUCUAUUGAGGUUUAAUUCAUUGUGGGAAGACGCUUAUCGACACGACUCUCUUCUUGUUUUCUCAACAGGAAGAGCUCAAACAAUGUACAAGAAACUGAGAAAAGAGAAACCUUUGUUAACCCCUGAUGUUAUCAUUACUUCUGUAGGAACUGAGAUAGCUUAUGGUAACUCAAUGGUUCCUGAUGAUAAUUGGGUUGAAAUCUUGAAUAAGAAAUGGGACCGAGGAAUCGUCCAAGAAGAAACCAGCAAGUUCCCUGAGUUAACUCUUCAGGGUGAAACAGAACAGAGGCCACACAAGCUUAGCUUUAAUAUUGACAAGAGUAAGGUUAAGGCAGUGACGAAAGAGCUAUCUCCGCGGUUAGAGAAACGUGGGGUUGAUGUCAAAUUCAUUUUCAGUGGAGGAAACGCUUUCGAUGUUUUAGCAAAAGGUGGAGGAAAGGGACAAGCUCUUGCUUAUCUGCUAAAGAAGCUCAAGACUGAAGGAAAGCUCCCUAUCAACACUCUUGCUUGUGGGGACUCUGGAAAUGAUACUGAACUAUUUACCAUUCCCAAUGUUUAUGGUGUCAUGGUAAGCAAUGCUCAAGAAGAGUUGUUGGAGUGGUAUGCUGAAAAUGCGAAAGACAAUGCAAAUAUAAUCCAUGCGAGUGAGAGGUGUGCGGGUGGGAUUACACAAGCCAUUGGUCACUUUAAGCUUGGUCCAAAUCUUUCUCCAAGAGAUGUUUCUGACUUCUUGGAGUGCAAGGCGGAUAAUGUGAACCCGGGUCAUGAGGUUGUGAAGUUUUUCUUGUUCUACGAGAGAUGGAGACGAGGUGAAGUUGAGAACUGUACGACAUACACAUCAAGUCUCAAAGCUUCAUGUCAUCCUUCUGGUGUCUUUGUUCAUCCAUCUGGUGCUGAAAAGUCUCUCAGAGACACCAUUGAUGAGCUUGGCAAGUACUAUGGAGACAAAAAAGGGAAGAAGUUUCGUGUUUGGACUGAUCAGGUCUUGGCAACAGACACAACUCCAGGGACUUGGAUAGUAAAGCUUGAUAAAUGGGAGCAGACUGGGGAUGAGAGGAAAUGUUGCACAACAACUGUCAAAUUCACCUCAAAGGAAGGAGAAGGGUUUGUGUGGGAACAUGUGCAGCAAAUAUGGUCGGAGGAAACAGAGAUUAAGGAUGAUAGCAACUGGAUCAUCUGAAUCUUUUUUUUUUGUUAAUUCCCUUCAUUACAAAGAAAAAUAAGCCAAACUAUAUACUGGAAGACUUUUAAAUAAAAGUAAUUUAAAAAAAAAAGAAUACUGUGGACUAUAUUCCUUAUAUAAAAAUAUAGUCCUGAAACUUUCAUAUAUCUGUUUUUAGUGUUUUUCAUAAAUAUUGCUUAAAUUUUAUGUAAGUUUUCAAAUUUUGAAUAUGCAUAAUUUUUAUUUCAAUAGUCGUAUAUGCUUUUUAAAUA